Meloidogyne enterolobii is the source of this 444-nucleotide messenger RNA. NCBI's taxonomy places the organism in Eukaryota, Metazoa, Nematoda, Chromadorea, Rhabditida, Meloidogynidae. The record is from the annotation of a GenBank genome assembly.
AUGACUAAAAUAUUAUUUAAGAUUUAUAUUGAAUAUCAUCCCAGAAAAACUGGUUCAAAUCUUAUCGAAAUACAUGGAAGUGAAAAUACCAUUCAAUUUUCUGGACGUAAUAUAAAUUUUAAUGGCCAAAAAUUUAAAAUGGGUGAUGAUCAAAUCUCGAAAGAAUAUUUUAAUUCUGGACAACCAACACAAAAUUCUAAUCCCUUCAAAGGAAAAACACACACUUUUAAUUUUGGUGGAGCUCAGCCAGGAUAUAAUUACUUCCCUGGAGAAACCUCACAGAAUCAAAAUAAAUUUGGAACACAAAGCCAAACAUGGGAAUUUGGAGAAGCAUCAAAAUCCCCCAAAAAUGUUCCAAAAACAUCUAAUUUAUUCCCAGAAACACCCAGCAAAUUUGGUGAGCAAAGAGAUGAUGAAAGUAUAGAUUUGGAAUUAAAAUUAUGA